ACCAGCCAAUCAGCAACCAUCUUGGGUAUUGGGGAGGGAACAGCGGGGAGGAGAUGGCAAAUGCUGAAUAUAAUAUCGUCAGAAUCUUGGUGAGAGGUCUCAGUCGCUCGCUGCCUCCGUUGACUCAACACACAACAUCACCUUCGUCUCAUUACCAGUUGUCACCACCAUGCCAGAGUACAAGUUGGUCUACUUCAACGGCAAAGGUCGCGCUGAGCUGGCCCGCUGGAUAUUCGCUUACGGUGGUAUCCCCUACACCGACGAGCGCAUUGAGAGGGAUGACUGGCCAGAGAAGAAGAAGAGCAUUGAAGGGGGCAGGUUGCCAGUGCUGAUAGUGGAUGGCCAUACACUGCCCCAGUCCCUAGCCAUCGCUCGCUUCUUAGCCAAGAAGGCCGGACUCGUGCCGGAAGAUGACUUCCGGGCUGCUGCUUGCGACGCUCUGGCCGACACCAUCUCUGAUUUGAUGAGAGAAGCACACAAGGUUAUGGUGGCAGAGAAGACCGGGGAAAGUAAGGAGGCCAAGAAAGAGUUCUACAAAAAUCACCUUGAACCAGUUAUGACGCUACUCAACAAACGGUUCGGGGAGAAGGAGUGGUUCACGUCAGACAAGAUUACCUGGGCAGACCUAACAAUUGCCAUUUUCUUCGGAGGAAUCAGAAAGAUGCAUUCUGAGACAUUGGAGAAGUUCCCAGCACUACUCGCCCAUGUCAACAAAGUGGAAGGUCUUCCCAAGAUCAAAGAGUGGAUUGCUGCACGCCCCGAUACCCAGUUUUAAUUUUUUGCUCAAGAGAGAGAGAGAGUAAGAAGGAUAUCCACCAAUAUUCAGAAACGAUUAUUCUUUUCUCUGGAAACAUCAUGGAGGUGAAGGAUGAAAACUACUGGAAGGCAGCUAGAAAAAAAUAAUCACAACCGUCUUAUAAUUUAAACAUGAAAAAUGGACAAUGUUUCUCUCAAUCCUGGAUCAUUAUGAUUUCUUACCAUUUUUUUCGACCUCCACUUAAAAAUGGUCCAGGAUAAACUGUGCAAGAAGCACAAUAUCUUACCAUAGACUACAAACAUUACUCUGAGGCAUAAAAUGUUGAAAGUUUGAUGAAAAAUUAUACGACUUCUCCUAAAAAAAACUAUAAUAUAAAAAAAAAAUCA
Messenger RNA from Cherax quadricarinatus, 1143 nucleotides. RefSeq names its product hematopoietic prostaglandin D synthase. Gene Ontology annotation, biological process: glutathione metabolic process. The record is from RefSeq and is a predicted model, not a curated record. Gene Ontology annotation, molecular function: glutathione transferase activity. NCBI's taxonomy places the organism in Eukaryota, Metazoa, Arthropoda, Malacostraca, Decapoda, Parastacidae.